AUGACGACGCUGCAGUCCCUUCUCGAACAGUCACAGCGACUCGAGUCGAACCAGCUCUCGUCGACGCUCUCGCUGCCCUCCGCGACGACCGCUGCCCGCUCUGGCGCGCCGUCCUCGUCUUUCCCUUUCGACGCUCACCACCCCUCUUCCGGUGCUCUCUCGAACGAUCGUCGACUGCCGACCAUCCAGCUCGGCUUGGACCAGAUCGAGGCUCAGUCGAGGCGGAUCGCGGCCAAGAGCAUCCAGCACAGGCAGCCCCACGCCCAUGCCAAUCCCAAUCCCAAUCCCAAUCCCAAUGCGUCAGUGCAGUUCUCGACUCAGCCUCUACCGUCUACCUCGUCUCACUCUUGGCAAACAUCUCCACGCUCCACAGCGCGUUCCUCUUGGCCCAUGCCGGUGUCAACGCCGACCAGUUGCAAUCGACCGUCGAGCACGUCAACCUCGCCGGCACCUUUGAGCCCCUGUUGCCGCUCAACGACACCGAUGUCCAGGUCGGUACAACGGCCCCACCACCCCACCCCAUCCACUCCCACCCCCGCACAGCUCACUCCAGCAAGCUCUCUCUCUCUUACUCCCCCAACCCGCAGGGCUUCCUCACCCACACCCACGAACAGACCAUCAUCGCCGCGAUCGAACAAGGCCGCCGUCAGACGACCGCAGAUUUCUACCGCUCUCUCGACGCGUCGAUCCGUCACGACUGGGAACGACAAAAGGAGAACCUCUUUGACGAGCUGGGUCGUCAUCAACCGGGCUAUGCUUCCGGCUCAUCCUCAACCGCGCCCGCGACGAGUUCGACUCCCAAGCGAGGCCUAGCCCCUUUCGCUCAGCACCGCGCCGUGAGUACCGCCCGCGCCCAGUGGGUCUCUGUACUGAGAAUCCCGUUCGUACUCGAGCCCACAGUCUCCCCUCGCCCCGUUGCCCUCGUCCUCGACCGCGGGGGGCAACAAUCCGUCCGGUUCGCUACAGAUGCACUCCCGCAUGAUGCGCUACGACCGAGUCGUACGUCGGCUCAACGAAUUCCGCAAGCAAGGCUUCGCAUUCGCGCUCGUCUCCGCAUUCGGUGAAGCCAGUAUCGGCGUCGGAGCCAACACCACCACCCACCGCGCCGGGGAUCCGAAAGCGACUCAGACGACCGAGACGUGGCGUUUGCUCGCUCAUGUGGUGCAGGAACGUGAUGUCCUCAAUGGCGAGUUCCAGCGCAAGGCGUUGCAGGAACGCCAGUAUGCUGCGGCCUAUCUUGGCCUGGCUCAGGAUGCAGUUCAGCCUGCGCAGUUGAGAAAGAUGAUCGCCGAGGGGGCGAAGCAUCAUCUCGAGGAGCAGUCAGUUCAGCACCGUCUUCCAUUCAGCCGGGGUCCCCAUUCUGAUGCCACUUCUCGCCCUCACCAGGUUCAUGAACUACGUCGAGAAGCUCUUGGCUUCGAGACCGACCGAGGCGGGCUUGGGAGGUGUGCCUUCGUUGCAGAACAAGAUCCGCGCUUUCCUCAACGUCAAGUACCACAAGAAUGGCCAGUGGACCAACCCGAACCUCGAAGUACGUAGACCCGUGCGGUCACCUUCGCAGAAGAAACUCAUUCUCGUCUCUCGUCCCACAGAUCGCCAACAACACCCCCGUCUGGGCUCGAAUCUACUACCUCCUCCGCGCCGGACACCCUUUCGAAGCUCUCGCCUUCGCGACCGAGAACGAAGCCCAGAUCCAGAAACUCGAAAAGAGUUUCGUCGCGUACCUCAAAGCCUACCUCGACAGUCCCGAUCAAAGACUACCCAAACUCUUGCGCGAUCGGUUCUUGUCCGAGUACAAUCAACGCAUUCGGUAUUUGACCGAUACGUCCGAUCCUUACAAGCAUGCGUUGUACAAACUCAUCGGGAGGGUCGAGAUCAAUCGCAGGAACGUACCGGGCGUGACGCAGACGACGGAGGAUUGGUUGUGGUUCCAACUUUCGCUUGUGAGGGAGGCCGAGGCCGGUGGGGUCGUAGGCACCGAGGCACCACAUGAGAGGUAUGGCUUGAGGGAUCUGGCCAAAGUGUUGGUCAAGUUCGGGGAAGCGCAUUUCGAUCCAAAGGGGAAUCGACCCAUGUUGUACUUUCAGGUCCUCUUGUUAAGUGGUCAAUUCGAAAGGGUGAGUCAAUUCGGGCCAAGGGGGAACUUCAAGUUGGGUCUGGCUCAUCUCCCUUUUGAGCUCGGUCACAGGCGAUCGCUUUCUUGCACCAACAUUCGCAAUUCCAUGUCGAUGCUGUUCAUUUCGCUAUCGCUUUGGAGUACUAUGGGCUACUUCGCAUCCCUUCCGCGCCGCACACUUCGGACGUCGACCUUUGUAAGCACACAACCCCAGAUUGUGCCCGGGAACAAAUCAGCUAACUUGCUCAUUUUACCCUCAUAGUGGUCGUUGAACAAGACUCCUCGGGCUACGAUCUCGCCUCGAUCCACUUUGCUCGUCUGCUGCACCGUUACACCCGCUCGUUCGCCCAGACGGACACCGAAGAAGCCCUCAACUACCUCUACCUCAUCUGUCUCAAUGCCGACCUACCCGCACCUUUAGGUCCAAACCAAAUUAAAUCCUGCCACGACCACAUCCGACAACUCGUCAUGGAAACGCGAAAUUAUGCUCAACUGCUAGGCGACGUCAAGAACGAUGGCACCAAAGUUCCCGGCUUGAUCGAACGCGAUCUCAAAUUGAUCCAUCUCAAGGAUGAGAGGAGUUAUUUGUUCGAGAUCGUCAAGAGCGCUGCGACGAGGGCCGAUCAGGAGAAGAGGUUCUCCGAGGCGAUCUUGUUGUAUAAUCUUGCGGAUGAGUGGGAUAGCGUUAUUGCGGUUCUGAACGCCGAAUUGGGGCAGUCGUUGACGAAACCUUCCAGCCACGUCGAAGGAGCAAAUCGAGGAGCGAACGAAGAUUACUUCUCCAAAUCGAAUGCGACGGUGGGAAUGGCAGCCGGUCAAGAGGAUAUCGCUCAAAUCGCGCACUCGAUCCUCCAACACUACGAUCGACAAGCAGGUGGAGCAGGCGGUCGCAUCUCUCGCAAGAACCGCGAGACGUGUCAUGUCCUCCUUCGUCUCAAAGAAGCCAUGACCCUCAACGAACAAGGCCACUUUGAGAAAGCGCUCCAAACGAUCCAAGACGUCAACCUCGUACCCUUGCAUGGUGAUCUCGUAGCCAUCAUUCGAGCAGCAGAGGAAUUCAAGUCGUUGGACGAGACCUUGGUUCGCAAUUUCGAUACCAUCUUGUUGACGACGAUGCAGUUGAUCUACAAGAUCCACCAGGCGUUCAAGAGUAGUCCUUUUGGGGAUGCGGCGAGGCAACAGAGCAUGGUCGAGUUGAGGCAGAAAGCCAGGAGUUUGAUGAUGUUCGCAGGGAUGGUGAGUUUUGGAAUACGGGCGAUCGGUUCGAGUUGGUUUGUGCGAAUCACUGAAUUAUCGACUGUUGACGUUCUUGCAACCAGCUGAGGUACCGCUUGACGAGCGAGACCUACUCUCAACUGACUCGAUUGGACGUGUUCAUCCAUUGA
Microbotryum saponariae is the source of this 3501-nucleotide messenger RNA. NCBI's taxonomy places the organism in Eukaryota, Fungi, Basidiomycota, Microbotryomycetes, Microbotryales, Microbotryaceae. The record is from the annotation of a GenBank genome assembly.